UCGUAUGCAGUCGCAAUAAUAUGAGACGUUUCAAAUAGAAAACUUUUUUGAAAAAUGGAGGUAUUUAAUAACACUCAAAAACUUCUUUCUAGCCUCCUUUCUUCAAAAAUUAACACAUCUUUCGUAUUAACGCCAGAAAAUGCAAAUUCUGUACAUAUGAUUUUAAUUGGGUUGCAAUAUCCAGAACCAAAAAGUGAUAAUUUCCUAAUAAGUUUCUUGAAUUUACCCGGAAUUUACAAUGAGAUUUUCCAACAUAAAUCGCAGCAGAAGUGUAACAUGAGAAGUAACAUGAGAAGGCUCACAAUAAAUGGGUGUGUGGUAUUGUUUAAACAUCUAAUAAUAAUUGUGAUUGUGUAAUAGACCUCUCCUUUAAGAUUUUAUCUUUUCCAUUUGGCAUCAAAUGAAAGAUGGGUUAACAAGUGUGCUUGCUUUUAAUAUAGAAACAUUGUGAAUUUUGGAUAGUUUUUUAUGGCGUUGCUUCAAAAAUCUGCUGAACUGAAAAGUUUUCUAUAAUGAGUUAUGAUCAAACCAAUGUUCAACUUGCAAAUGUGGUUCAACGCCCAUUGGCUUCAAAUCUUAUUUCCCGAGUUGGCUAUUUGAUUAACGAUAGAUAUGAUCAAUUUGGACGUCAUCUUGGUUUAGAUGUCUAUGAUCUUAGGAACAUUAAUCAAAACCAUGCAACAGCUCAGGCAAAAGCGGUAGCUGUUAUUGAAAUGUGGAUUGAGUCUAGAGGGAGACAAUCAUGGGUAGAGUUAAAAGAAAAGUUGAUAACCUUUC
Molecule: messenger RNA, 777 nt
Organism: Hydra vulgaris (swiftwater hydra)
Lineage: Eukaryota; Metazoa; Cnidaria; Hydrozoa; Anthoathecata; Hydridae
Source: RefSeq, a predicted model, not a curated record